Molecule: messenger RNA, 2396 nt
Organism: Peromyscus maniculatus bairdii (prairie deer mouse)
Lineage: Eukaryota; Metazoa; Chordata; Mammalia; Rodentia; Cricetidae
Gene: Acod1
Product: aconitate decarboxylase 1
Biological process (GO): defense response
Cellular component (GO): mitochondrion
Molecular function (GO): aconitate decarboxylase activity
Source: RefSeq, a predicted model, not a curated record
UAAAGGCACAGAGCUGGUAAAGGCACCCAGCCAGCAGCUGCUCCUGCAGGUCACUCCUCAGCCGGAGCUCCCCCUCCAGCACAGCAGGAUGCUCAAGUCUGUCACAGAAAGCUUCGCCAGCAUGAUUCACGGCUUGAAAGUGGACCAUCUGACAGAUGGUGUCAUUCAGAGGAGCAAGAGGAUGAUCCUGGAUUCUCUGGGCGUUGGUUUCCUGGGAACAGGCACAGAAGUAUUUCACAAAGUCACCCAAUAUAGUAAAAUCUACAGUUCCAACACCUCCAGCACUGUUUGGGGUCGACCGGACUUCAGGCUCCCACCCACAUAUGCUGCUUUUGUUAACGGCGUCGCUGUUCACUCCAUGGAUUUUGAUGACACGUGGCACCCUGCCACCCACCCUUCUGGGGCUGUCCUACCAGUCCUCACAGCUUUAUCGGAAGCCUUGCCUCAGACUCCGAAGUUUUCUGGCCUUGACCUGCUGCUGGCAUUCAAUGUUGGUAUUGAAGUACAAGGACGAUUAAUGCACUUCUCCACGGAAGCCAAGGACAUACCCAAGAGGUUCCAUCCUCCCUCUGUGGUAGGGACUUUGGGAAGUGCUGCUGCUGCAUCCAAGUUUUUAGGGCUCAGCUUGACAAAGUGCCGAGAGGCCCUGGCUAUUGCUGUUUCUCAUGCUGGGGCCCCCAUAGCAAAUGCUGCCACUCAGACCAAGCCCCUUCACAUCGGCAAUGCAGCCAAGCAUGGGAUGGAAGCCGCGUUCCUGGCAAUGCUGGGUCUCCAAGGAAACAAGCAGAUCUUGGACCUGGGGUCAGGGUUCGGUGCCUUCUAUGCCAACUACUCCCCCAAAGGUCUUCCAAGCCUGGAUUCUCACAUCUGGCUGCUGGAUCAGCAAGAUGUGGCCUUCAAGAGCUUCCCGGCGCAUCUGGCUACCCACUGGGUGGCAGAUGCAGCUGCAGCUGUGAGAAAGCACCUCGUGGUUUCAGAAAGAGCCCCGCUUCCUACUGACCACAUCGACAGAAUUGUGCUCAGGAUCCCCGAUGUCCAGUAUGUAAACAGGCCCUUCCCAGACUCCGAGCAUGAAGCUCGCCAUUCCUUCCAGUACGUGGCCUGCGCCAUGCUGCUCGAUGGCAGUGUCGCUGUCCCGUCCUUCCACAGCCAGCAGAUCAAUAGGCCAGAGGUGAGAGAGCUGCUCGAGAAAGUGGAGCUGGAACACCGUCCUGACAACCUGCCAAGCUUUAACACACUGUACUGUGAGAUAAGCGUCACUCUUAAGGAUGGCACCACCUUCACGGAGCGCUCUGAUACCUUCUAUGGUCACUGGAGGAAACCACUGAGCCAGGAGGACUUGCAGAAGAAGUUCCGAGCCAACGCCUCGAAGGUGCUGUCUCGGGACACAGUGGAGAGCCUCAUAAGGGUAGUAGGAAACCUAGAAAACCUAGAAGACUGUUCCACAUUAACCACACUUCUGAAAGGACCUUCUGUCCAAGAGGAAGCCUCAAAACUAUCCCACAUGUUCUCCUUCCAUCACACAACUUUGCACUAGAGGAGAUUCAAUUGUUUGCUUUAUUGCCCCAUCCACCCAGCAAUGAACAGAGCAAAGUAGAGAGUCCAUAAACAGAUAAGUGUAUUUGGAAGGAGUCUUGUCCUACAAGCUUAAUAGGGCCAUUCCUGCUACCUUCGAGAUAAUAUUCAAGAAACAAACAACACACAACCUUCUGUGUAUUCCCAAGGGUAAAGUCUAAGACCCUGUGAUCUGCUUAUAAUCUUUUCUGAGUAAUUAUUUAUUAACUCUGGGAACUCCACACAUGCUGCUGGCUGCAGGUGGAGCAAGCUCUGGUCUGGGUCCCCGCCUAUCCAGAGAGGACGGGUAGUGCCCAACCCUCCUGUCUGCAAUGGCUGGGUUGAGAGAUCGGCGGGUUUAACAUUGCUUCCUUCUUUCCACACAUAGCCCUGAGUAUGGAGCCAAGAUUCUUCUGCUUCAGGGCCUCUACUGAAGACAUAAAAGACAGUCUGGGAUGGGGUAGGACAGUUUGACUUAGGACCCCCAGUCUCACUCUUUACAACAGAUAAUGAUAAUAAUCUGUUAGCUCAAAAAAAUUGGACAGAUGACAAGUCAGAGAUACAAUAAAAAUGAAAAGGGAAAAAGAUGUAAAUGUGUGAGUAAUGGAAAUAUUAACUAUAAAACAUAGAAAUGCCACAUUAGCAACCAUGAUACAUAUGUUCUGAAUUCCUGGUGUUUUCAAGAAAAGAAUGGGACUUUUAGCUCCGGAUGUUGACUUUCAAGCAUCGAUGUGGAAAUGUGUUGGGCGACUGUUUGAGAACGUCAGCAGAAUAUAUCACUUCCCAGUUCAUAGGAGGAGAAAAAUGUAAUUAGAAAAAUGAUAAUCCAAGGGAAGCAAAGA